UUUGAGAGAGUUUAAUUUCUACCUAAGGCAGACACUAUUUUUUAUUACCAUGGUAUUGUCUCCUAGACUUUCAUAAAGAGCCAUGGACACAAACAAUGGAAGUUCAAUAACAGAUUUCAUCCUGCUGGGGUUUUCUGAUUGGCCCCAAUUAGAACACAUCAUCUCUGGGAUUGUCUUCAUCUUCUAUAUUGUGACUCUGGUAGGAAACACAACCAUCAUCCUUGUAUCUAACCUAGACAGCCAGCUCCAUACUCCCAUGUAUUUCUUCCUAUCCAAUUUGUCUUUUCUGGAUCUCUGUUAUGCAACUAGCAUCAUCCCACAGAUGUUGGUUAAUCUAUGGGGUCCAACAAAGUCUAUUACCUAUGGAGGAUGUGUGCUCCAAUUCUUCUUUGCCCUUGACUUGGGAGCUACAGAAUGUCUUCUCUUGGCUGUGAUGGCCUAUGACCGCUAUGCUGCUGUUUGUCAACCUCUUUACUACACAAUAAUAAUGCACCCUCAGCUUUGCCAGAAGAUGGUGCUCACCGCCUGGUUAGGUGGUCUUGGUAGUGCCUUCAUUCUUUGCUCCUUGACUUUGAAGUUGCCAAGAUGUGGGCACAGGGAGGUCGAUAAUUUUUUCUGUGAGAUGCCAGCCUUGCUCAAGAUGGCUUGUGUCUACUCAAAAGUAAUGGAGGCCAUCGUCUUUGCUCUUGGAGUGAUAUUACUUCUAGUACCUCUAUCACUAAUUCUCAUCUCCUAUGCAGUUAUCACUCAAGCUGUCAUGAGGAUCAAGUCAGUGGCAAGGUGGCGUAAGGUUCUUAAUACAUGUGGUUCCCACCUCACAGUAGUAACUCUUUUUUAUGGAACAAUCAUUUAUAUGUACAUGAAGCCACAGAACAGCACAUCCCAAGACGAGGGGAAAUUCCUUACUUUCUUUUACACAAUCGUCACACCCACCCUUAACCCUCUGAUCUAUACUUUAAGAAACAAAGAUGUAAAAAGUGCAGUAAAGAGAAUACUCAGGAAAUAUAACAGAUUUUCUUGGCAAAAUCCCUGCUUUUGUAAUGCCAUAGAGCUGCACCUGCUUAUGGAUGGGGGUGCCAUAGAGCUUCCCAGUCUGGGCACCAGUAUAGGAACAAAGACACAGUCUGAGGGCAGCAAACCCUGGCACCCGUUAUGUUUUGUGAUUUACCAUAAACUGGGAACCGCCUCUGCUGCACCAUCACAUGACAGCUUGCUGGGACAAGCCGGUACUGACAGCACAGCCAACCCUCCGCCAGGGUAUCUGCAUGGUUCCCAGCCAGGAGUCUGA
Leopardus geoffroyi (Geoffroy's cat) is the source of this 1288-nucleotide messenger RNA. Its product is annotated as olfactory receptor 2W1-like. Gene Ontology annotation, cellular component: membrane. NCBI's taxonomy places the organism in Eukaryota, Metazoa, Chordata, Mammalia, Carnivora, Felidae. Gene Ontology annotation, biological process: G protein-coupled receptor signaling pathway. The coding region runs from base 83 to 1288 and encodes 401 amino acids. The transcript has 3 exons. Gene Ontology annotation, molecular function: G protein-coupled receptor activity; olfactory receptor activity. The record is from RefSeq and is a predicted model, not a curated record.